AAUAAGGCAGAAACCUACCCACCGAAGCAGAUCCACCUUCAGGUAUUCACGAGCCACAGGCAAAGACGGAAAGUUGGCGUUCUUCUGAAAGAGGAAAUAUAGGUUGUAGCAAUGACAAACAUUCGCUCCUUGGCUGGCCUCCUUGUCGUCCUCAGCUUUGUCCAAUGUAGCUGGCAGGUUCCUCUUCAAGACAUCUCAAGUUCAGAGACAGACGAUGCUUUAAUGAGGAGACAUUCGGAGGGAACUUUUUCCAACGACUACAGCAAAUAUCUUGAAGACCGGAAAGCUCAGGACUUUGUUCAGUGGCUCAUGAACAACAAGCGGAGCGGCAUGGAAAAGCGUCACGCCGAGGGCACAUACACCAGCGACGUCAGCUCGUACCUUCAGGACCAGGCCGUGAAAGAUUUUGUCGCCGGGCUCAUGUCUGGCCAAACCAGAAGCGAAUGGAACGUCAAGAUGCAGGAUUGGGCGUCAAACCGGAGGAGGCACGUGGACGGAAGCUUCACCAGCGACGUGAACAAAGUGCUGGAUUCCAUGGCGGCCAAGGAGUACUUACUCUGGGUCAUGAACUCCAAGCCUUCAGAGGAGAGUAAGAGAGGACAAGCUGACCACUGAGAACGACACAAGAAAACAAAUAUGAGGAACAGGAAGCCAUACAAAAAAAAAAGCAGAUUCUUCCAUUGUUUUGAAAGCACCGCCAUAAUUAUUUUUUUUCUAC
Messenger RNA from Syngnathus acus (greater pipefish), 718 nucleotides. RefSeq names its product pro-glucagon-like. Lineage: Eukaryota; Metazoa; Chordata; Actinopteri; Syngnathiformes; Syngnathidae. The record is from RefSeq and is a predicted model, not a curated record. Bases 112 to 615 code for a protein of 167 amino acids. Gene Ontology annotation, biological process: response to starvation. Gene Ontology annotation, cellular component: extracellular region. Gene Ontology annotation, molecular function: glucagon receptor binding; hormone activity. The transcript is spliced from 6 exons.